GCCAUAUUGUAAAGUUCUUCAGCUGCAAACCGUACGCAUAUGAACGGUUCGGUGCUAAAAAUUUGUGUGCCAGUUUGUGAAAUAGUGAAAAAAAUUUCCAAAGUUAAUUCAUUUAAAUAAUGAAAAAAAUAUAUGAGGUGCAGAAAAAACAUUAUUCGCCAAACAUUAAUAAAUUUGCUUUUGUGUAAAAAUAGAGCUAAGAGUAGGCAGUAGAAAGAGCUUGGGAGUUCAGGAGACAGUUUCUACCACUUUUAUGGGAGAAAAAAAUUCAUCAACCAUAUUAUCGAAGCUAAAAACGCGUAGAAAUUUAAUCAAAAUUUAUAGAAGAAGGAAACCAGAUUAAAAAAGGGCCAGAAAUCCUUGCAUAUAUUUUCUUAGUUUUUCUUUGCCUUUUACUGCUAAUUGUAAAAGUGAAUAAGCAAAAAGUGACAAAAAAGACGAUUUCAUUUUAACUAAAGAAAUUAUUUCCAAGGAAAAUUAAUAUAUAACGUAUUUGAAACGUCCUAUCGUAUCUUUGUGCAUACAUUUAUGUAUGAAAGAAAACUGUGAAGAGAUGGCUUGCAAAAAACAAGUUGAAUACGCGGCACAGGAAAACAUUAUCGAUCCUACAAAAGAAAAUUAUAAUUACGAAAGGCACUUAGGUGCAGCGAGAAAGUGUUUAAACUUUAACUAAUAUAAAGUUUAGUCUACAUAUACGUCGUAAUUAAUUAUUAGAUUUAGAAUUUAGAAAGCUGCGUGCAUUGUCCAACAGAGCUUUCGAAAUUGUCUUCUGUGAGUUGGAGGCAGCUCACAGCGCAAUGAAAAGGCAACACAAAAAUCGUAUGCCAAUAGAAAUAAAGCCGCAGCAAAUAUAUAACUAUAAAUAUCGUUUAAAUAACGAAACAUAUUCAUUUCCAUUGGAGUUGAGAGUUCCAAAAAAAACGAAUGCAUCUUCAAACAUAUGAAAACUCAGCGUAUAAUUGGAAAACUACUUAUUAAAAUUAAUAAUUCAAAAAAGCAUCGGAAGCUUUCGAUUAAAAUAAUCUUCAAAACUUAUAACUCAAAAGUGUUUUUGAAAAUCAUUGAAAUACUACAUUAAGUGCGUAUAGACUAUAAUAAAAAUUAAUUGCAGCAAUUGCAACCAAAAUGAUGAAACGUACGCGUGUGGAUGAAGUCCAAUACGGCACGCGACCUGGCCCUGGUGGAGUGGGUGGUAGUGGUGGUGGAGGCACUAGUGGUACCAUAGUGGGGACCUCUAAUCCGGGUAACACAGUUAAUAUCGGCACUGUUGUUCCUGGCAGCCACUCUAAUACCAGUAUAAGUGUCGGUUUGUCAGGAAAUAAUGCAACUGGUUCAAUCCCGCAUCAUCGCAUUUUAAUACCGCAACAUGGUGGAGCGCAGACAAUUGCUUAUUUGCCAUCAACAACACCAACAGCGACGAAUAUGAAGGGUUCUGGUGGAAUGGUAGAUAGUAGUACUAGUAGCGCCAGUUCGUCAAGUCACGAUAAUAGUGGAGGAGCCAGCGGCAGUACAGUACAGUUACCUGGCGGAACAGUGGUUACUUCAGGAGGCGGUGUCUCGGGUACUGUCAAUGCUGGAACUGUUCAUACACAAGCUGUGCAGUAUUCUUCAACUUCCUACAAUGUUUCAUCAGUAUCUUCCAGUGUUGGUGGUAGUAUCAAAACAACUACAGAAGGACCCGUACAAAUUCAUGUAACUGGUGGUACAGGUGGUAAUGUGCAGAACUCUGGAUCGCAACCAAAUUCACUGCGGACACGUACAAUCAGUUCUUCUCAGAAUAUUGCUGUCAGUGCUGGAUCUACACUAAAUGCACCACAACCUCUCGCAGUAGUAGCACCGUUACCAACAACAACGGGCCAACAGCAAGGUCCUCCACAACCUGGUCAGCCACAGGGUGGUCCUCCUCGCCUUAAAGUGGAGGAUGCACUUAGUUACUUGGAUCAAGUAAAGUUCCAAUAUGCUGAUCAGCCACAAAUUUAUAACAAUUUUCUGGAUAUAAUGAAAGAAUUCAAAUCACACUGCAUUGAUACGCCCGGUGUGAUUCAACGAGUUUCAACACUUUUUAAAGGGCACACAGAACUGAUUUACGGCUUUAAUAUGUUCCUGCCAGCCGGUUAUAAAAUCGAAAUACAUUCAGAUGAAUUGGGAGUUUCUGUACCCGUUGUAUCAAUGCCAUCAGCGUCGCCAAACAGCUUGCACAGUAGUAUAGCAAAUAUACCUGGAAGUGUUGGCAAUAUUCAAACACCAUUACUACAUAAAUCAAAUCAGAGUAGUUCAAGUAAUACUUCCAGUACUAUAGAACUCCAACAAAUACAUGGCACCAGCAGCAGUAAUGCAAGUGUGGCUGUUAAUCUUAUGACACAUGGUGGCGCGUCGUUGUCUCAAACAACAAUACAUGCACUUCAGUCACCGGCUUCACAACCUUCGCCGAGUGGUCCUGGAAUGGCUCAACAACAUGCUCACGUAUCUGUAUCGCCGGCUCCAUCGUCCGUUGCCCAAAUUCAGAGUGUUACAGUUGCACCAGUGUCGGCAGCACAUUUACCACAAAAUUUUUCACGAGAUCGCGAGCGUUCCAGCAUAGCGCAAGCCGUAGUCACCAGUAGUAUGGGCGGCGGUCCACCCACACUAAAUGCGCUUGGCGAAUUGAACCCACAAAUAAACAACGCGGUCGGUAGUGGUAAUGUCGGUAAUAGCAGUGGAAAUGCCCAUCAUAAUCUACACCACAUUCAACAGGCGCAUCAGUCCUUACUCAUGGGUGAAACUGUCGGACAACAAAAUCAGCCGGUCGAGUUCAAUCAUGCGAUAUCAUAUGUUAAUAAAAUUAAAAAUCGUUUCCAGAAUAAACCAGAAAAAUACAAAAAAUUCCUUGAAAUUCUUCACACGUAUCAAAAGGAGCAGAAAGUGAUUAAAGAAGGCAGUCCCAAUCAAGGGAAAACAUUGACCGAACAAGAGGUUUACACACAAGUCGCAAAGCUAUUCGGUCAGGAUGAAGACCUCCUGAGAGAAUUUGGUCAAUUUCUUCCGGACGCUACGAAUCAUCAAAGCGCGCAAUAUAUGACCAAGUCGCAUAACGACCACAAACGUCCCAAUUCGAACGCAGUAAUCAGCAACAGUGUAGCUAUAAGUGCUGGCGGCGGCGGUGGUCAUCAUAUUUCCAUACCAUCGGCAUCAAGUUCCCCGCUACACCUUAAUAGUGGCGCAACGUUGUCACAGAUUGGUGGUAGUACGCAUGCUGCGGUUUUGGGCAACUUAUCUGCUGUAAAUACGAGUGUGAGCAUCAAAUCAUACAAUAAUAGCCAACAGCAGUCUCAAAAUCAUGUCAUCAGUACGAACGCAGUAGGUGGCCGUGGUGGCGAUGUAGUCUACGAGAAAGAUUAUCCACAUCAUGUAACGCUACAUUCUGGUGGCGGUGUACAUUUAAAGGUGAUACAUGAUGGUGUCCACCACGAUUUAAAUGUCAGCACAAAUAUGCGUGGCUAUGAAAAAGAUACUCAUCGCAGCAAUCACCACGCCAAUAGUGGUUUGAAAUAUACACACACACAAGCCUCUAAUGUUGGCGGCGUUUCCGGCCACUCUACGAAGAAGUCGCCAAGCUAUAGUUCCGGAUUUGGCUCGAUGGGCGGCAGUGGCAAUGCGACAAUGGGUAAUAGUCGAGAAACGGAUCGUACAUCGAUUGGUAUGAAUUAUUCGCAUCAAGUGCUCGGUCACUUAUCAGCAACGCGUCGUCCAGCAAUUGAUGAUGGCGGUAGUGGCAGUGGUGGUGGCGGUAUGGGUGGUGGACCACCACCGCCGAAAAAGCACAAGCCUAUUUGUAAGGACAUUACGUUUUCAGAAGCUUCACGAAAGUGUACCCUCUCCGAUGCGGCAUUCUUCGAUAAAGUUCGCAAAGCAUUACGAAAUCCCGAUGUAUACGACAACUUCCUGCGUUGUCUAACACUAUUCAAUCAGGAGAUUGUGUCAAAGACUGAAUUGUUGAAUUUGGUAACGCCAUUCCUCAGUAAAUUCCCAGACCUACUUAGCGGAUUUACUAAAUUUUUGGGACAACCAGUAUCGCAAAUGUCUGCGGGCGGUACCGGCGGUGGCAUCGGAAUUUUCGGUUUGGAAGAAAUACCACUGCAAUCCGCGCAUCGGCAAAAUGCCGGCCUAAGUAAUGUAGGUGCAAUAAACGAUCGCCAAGGCAAUCAUCAAGGCGGUGAAUUGGCACAGGAUAUUGAUUUAACCUCGUGCAAGCGACUCGGUGCCUCUUAUUGCGCCUUGCCACAGUCCAUCGUGCCGAAAAAGUGUUCUGGCCGUACCGCGUUAUGUCGUGAAGUGCUAAACGACAAAUGGGUGUCAUUUCCAACGUGGGCCAGUGAGGAUUCAACAUUUGUGACUUCACGCAAAACACAGUUCGAGGAAACAAUUUACAGGAAUAUUCAUAGGACGGAAGAUGAACGCUUUGAAUUGGAUGUGGUAAUUGAGACUAACAGCGCAACGAUUCGUGUACUUGAGGGUGUGCAGAAGAAAAUGUCCCGCAUGUCACCAGAGGAUUUGAGCCGAUUCUACUUGGACGACUACUUGGGCGGCACCUCACAGACGAUACACCAAAGGGCCAUACACCGUAUAUAUGGCGAUAAGGCAGGCGAAAUAAUACAAGGUCUGAAAAAGAAUCCCUCUGUUGCAGUGCCAAUAGUGCUUAAACGUUUGAAAGUAAAAGAGGAGGAGUGGCGCGAUGCACAAAAAGGCUUCAAUAAGCUGUGGCGUGAGCAAAACGAGAAGUAUUAUUUAAAAUCACUCGACCAUCAGGCAAUCAAUUUCAAACCGAAUGACAUGAAGGCGUUGCGUUCCAAGAAUCUAUUUAAUGAGAUUGAAACCUUAUACGAUGAGCGCCACGAUCAAGAUGAUGAAAAUGGUGAACCCAUUACUGGACCACAUCUCGUGCUGCCAUAUAAAGAUAAGACAAUACUUGAUGAUGCGGCGAAUUUAUUAAUUCACCAUGUAAAGCGUCAGACUGGUAUACAAAAGCAGGAAAAGACUAAAAUCAAACAUAUAUUGCGGCAAUUCGUGCCCGAUCUGUUUUUCUCGGCCCGACAACCGUUGAGCGACGAUGAACGCGAGGAUGUAUUCCCAUUUUUAAUAGAUGAUAACGAAAAGAUGGAUGUCGAUUCCCCGACAACAGGUAAUAGGAGCGAACGUGAGUUACAUGCCAGCAGCGGUGGCAACGGCAAAGUUAGUAGAACGUCAAGUGGAAGUGGCAGCACAUCGAACGCCGAUACAAAUUGUGGAGCAAUAAGCGGUGCCAAGACCGAUGGCAAUGGCUCACAUGAUAAAAAUUCGUUAAAUUCAGCGACAGAAGGUGGCAAUUUGUUGGAAAAUCACAAAAAUGGCGAAUCAAAUGCAUCAGCGGUAAAUAGUAACAACGCUGGUCAAAGUGUCGCUGGAGAUGCUGCUACGACCAACACAUUAAGUGUGAGUGACAAGGCCACCUCUAGUAAGGAUUCCAAUUCAUCGGCGCUUGCUAAAGGCCAAGCCAACAAUAUCACCGUUGUCGACGAUGCGAACAGAUCAUCAGCCGAAGGAAUGGCUAAAUCUGUAUCUUCUACAAUAUCCGCAUCAGUAACAGCUGCGUCAGAAAAUAAGACACUAACAAAUAGUAAUGUGAGUGGCGCUGCUGCGGGAGACAGCAUUACUUCUGUGCACAAGGAUGCAGCAGGCAUUGCGUUGUCAUCUAACGCAAUAACACAAAUUGGUUUAAAAGCUGUUGGAAUGAAAGAUGCAAAUGAGAAAAACAAUAGCAAAGCAGCAGACAGUACUGCUGGCACAAAUGCAACAACUGCCGCCUCAACACAUGCCAGCGAUUGUAAUUCUGUGGAUGCAAUAAAGGUUGAAAUUAAGGAGGAAACACCAGAUAUGGAUGUGGACAUACAAGUGCCACCUCAUGCUGUCAGCAAACAUUUGGACGAGGCGUACACACUUUUCUUUGCCAACAACAAUUGGUAUUUAUUUUUGCGACUACAUGCCAUUUUAUGUGAGCGCUUGUGUACAAUGUAUGAACGAGCACAAAUGUUGGCCAUUGAGGAGGAACGUCAUCGCACAAAUCGUCGUGAGAGCACUGCGACCGCUUUAAGACUGAAACCGAAACCUGAACCACAUGUGGAUGAGUAUUACUCAGUUUUUCUGGAAAUGCUCAAGAAUGUGCUUGAUGGUAAUAUGGAUUCGAAUUCAUUCGAGGAUUCUAUGCGUGAAAUGUUUGGCAUACAUGCGUACAUAUCCUUUACGCUCGACAAGGUGGUCUCGAAUGCUGUUCGACAGCUGCAAAACUGUGUUACAGAACGCGGUGCACUUGAGUGCGUUGAACUGUUCCAUCAUGAGCAACGUCGUGGUGGCGCCGGCAAUUAUUGUCGCGAUGCGCAGAAGAAUUACGCCAACGAAUUGGCGUACCAGCGCAAAGCUGAGGCUAGUUUACACGAGGAGAACUGCUUCAAAGUCUAUAUUUAUAAAAUUGACUGCCGUGUAACGAUCGAGCUGCUCGAUACUGAAGUUGAAGAGACUGAGAAGCCUUUGAAUAAAGUAAAAUCUUGGAGCAAGUACGUCGAUCGUUUAGCAAAUCCCGCCGCGAACAGCAAUAACAGCCAAAAUGUUGCAAAUAUUUCCGUCACAAGUGUUGGCAGUGCGUCAAGUAAUGUGAGUGGUGUAAACAACGCAAGUAAUGCUAAUUCGGUCGGCAUGCCGUCUAUAUCAAGUAAUCUAGCGGGUGCAAACGGUGGCGAAAUUAAGCUUGAGCGUAUGGAUGAUGAUGCACUGGAUGCGCAUGUAACAUGCAAAGCACGCUUCCUCAAACGCAACAAGCGCUUGGCCUGCCUGCGCGCCGAUCAGCAGACACGUUUGCAACAAUUAAAAGCGGCGGCCACAGCAACAACAAACAGCGGCAGCGCAACAAAUGCACUGAAUAAAACUGCUGCUGCAGCGGCUGACGCCAGUGGCACAAUAGACAGCACGGUGAAUAGCAACGCGGCGUCGGCGGGCAACGAACCACACUGGAGUUGGAGUAAGCGACCGCCAGAGCGCGUGGGCAGCAUUGUGGUGGGCAGCGGUGCGGAGAAGUACUUUGUCAACGAUCGCGACGAAAUCAAAUUCAACGCCGGUGGACGGCAAGUGAUUACCAUCAACAAGAAUCUCCAAUUGUUCAAAUGGGACUCGGUGCGGCGCGCGAAAUUGUCCCAUUCGUAUGUAACGCAACGCAAACACAAACUAUUUCAACGUUUCACACAAAAGUGGCUGGCGGAGCAUGUUAGCGAACAGGCGCAACAGCAAUGCACGGACUGGCUGCUCGGCAAGACGGUGCCAAGCAGUAGUGUCAACUGGGCGCUGAAAACCAAGGUGAUGCCACAAAACGAUGUGAAACGCACGCCAUAUCGCGUUUACAACCGUUAUAAAGUGACAUUCAGCGGCAGUGCGGUGAACAGUUGUGCCGAUGUUGCUAGUGGCAACAGUGGCGUCGUUGGCGGUAGCCGCGUGGGUGGCAGUAGUACUAGUAAUAGUGGUGUUGGUGGUGGUGGUAAUGUGCCGGUAGUGGACACGCAUGCCACAACAACAGCGACGAACACAACGCACUGCAAUAGCAACGUACAAUCGCAGUUGACCUCGAACGCUGCCACAUUAGCCAAUGCAGCAGGUCCAAGCAAUGCAGUGCAGGCGAGUGCAAACGUCGCGGCGGUGACGACAUCGUCGACGUUAACAGCCACAACAGAAGCAUACAAGCUGACGGCAACAGGUAAUAGCAAUAACAACAACAGCAAUAACAACAAUCGACAAUUGGAAAGCUGAAUCUGACUGAUAAAUGCCGUGAGCGGCAAACGUCGGCGUUUCAGCGAACGCGCACAGGUUUGAUUUACAGCAAGCAGUAACACAAACAAUAAAGAAAAAGAAAAGGAAUAUAAGAAAACCCCCAUUAUGUAACGAUAGCAGCUAAAUUUAAAGAAAGCGCCAACGUACGAGGAAAUAUCGAAAUUGUGUGUGUGUGUGUGUGUGUGUGUGUGUAUGUUGGCUCUUUAAUAAUGCAAGGCUGUUUGAUUUGAUGCCCAGUUCUGUGUAUAAUAUUUAAAUUUGUUCUUAAGUUCAUUUGUCGAUAAGUUUUGAAUAUUUGCAAUUUAACACAAUCCUUAGGCAAUAAGAAAUACAUAUUUUCCAUAUUGAAACUAUAAAAUUUCGUUUCUUGUGUUUACUAAUUUAUUUUGAACAACAGUAGCAAGUAAUAAAUAGGUUAGGGUCUUGUGUAGGCAUAACUAAUUUUUAAACUUACUCUGCUGCUCGGUAAAACUGAGCAUAAUAAAUACAUACAUUUAAACAUACAUACAUACUAAUUGAAUUGUUCUAAGUUGUGCUUCUUAAUUACAACUUGCGUUUGCAGGCGCUCACUACUCUGCAUUAGAUGCAGAUGUGAAGUAUGGAAAAGCAGCUCCUUAACACAUACUAGUUUGUUAUGCAACGCAACUAUAAAUCUAAUUUAAUUUAA
This is a messenger RNA of Zeugodacus cucurbitae (melon fly), 8494 nucleotides long. RefSeq lists its product as uncharacterized. The record is from RefSeq and is a predicted model, not a curated record. Gene Ontology annotation, molecular function: transcription corepressor activity. Gene Ontology annotation, biological process: negative regulation of transcription by RNA polymerase II. Bases 1126 to 7806 code for a protein of 2226 amino acids. Gene Ontology annotation, cellular component: chromatin. Lineage: Eukaryota; Metazoa; Arthropoda; Insecta; Diptera; Tephritidae. The transcript is spliced from 13 exons.